UGCGGGUUAUUCAGGUUUAUGAACACCCCUACUCACGCGCUCUCUCUCCCCGCCCCUCUUUCUCUGCUCUCUCUGUCGUGCCAUGGCUGGAGAAGACAUUGAUGAUGGCGUGGGAAGCUAGUUGUCGCCGUCGUCAUCCGUCACAGCUUCGUUGAACUCCGGCUUAUCUCUGCGCCGUUCGUCUCAAAUCGAGGACGCCGCGGACCUCAUAUCCUUCGCCUCAGAUCGACGACGCCCCGACCAUCCGGCACCGCUCGUGGAUCUCGCCGAGUUCGAGAUCAAGAGGAUCGACGUUCUGGCCUUUCACCAACUCGAGGCCCCCCUUCGUUCGUGGAUCUCAUCUCGUUCUGACUCUACCAUCCCCUUCGUCUUGUCUCUGGCAGCGAGGUAUCUUCGCGAAGGCGAUCUCAUCAGAACAGAGACGGCCACGAACUCACCGGAUCUCCAGAUCUGGGCCAUUUUUCUAAAGGAAGGAAAAUGAAGAAAGAACGCGAAAUUGAUAAUAUGAACCCUGAUUUUGCAGGGCUUAUCGGCCUCAGACAGUUUCCACAAUAAAUCUCUCUUUUGAUUUCCGAAAAUGGCGAAGCAGCAGCUCUCUCUGGCACAGCCAUGGGUACUCGAAGCGGUUCCUCUGAUGGUGGUCAUCCUUAUAGCAGCUCAUGUUUUCGCUUUGGUGUAUUGGAUAUACAGAUUGGCCACCGAGAAACAGCCACAGAGGAGAAAAGCGCACUGAUGAACCCACUUGCAGGAACGAAACGGGGAGUUUGGUGCAUUACAGAACGCUGGAUUGAUGUCGUUGAUAAUGGUGCAGAGGGGAGGAAAAUCAAAUUCUGUUGGUUGAAUGUAAGCAAAAAAAAAAAAAAAAAAAAAAUCAACUGGAUGGAUUUGAAAUCUAUAGAUUUCAGGAAUUUGUGAAGGCAAAUAUUGGAUAGUAGAUCGUAAUUGGAUUUGUGACUAGAACUGUGUAUUCGUUAUUAUUGAUAAUGUGUUAUUAUACUGCAUUUUGAUCUGGUGCAUUUAGCUAAUUUGAAGUUUUUUGUUAAUU
This is a messenger RNA of Morus notabilis, 1045 nucleotides long. RefSeq lists its product as uncharacterized. The transcript is spliced from 5 exons. NCBI's taxonomy places the organism in Eukaryota, Viridiplantae, Streptophyta, Magnoliopsida, Rosales, Moraceae. Bases 610 to 915 code for a protein of 101 amino acids. The record is from RefSeq and is a predicted model, not a curated record.